CACCACUUCACUCUCUCCCUCAAGCAAAUCUCGAGGUCACAUUCAUUCUAAGUAUUGAUCGAUCUUCUUCUUCAUCCAUUUCUUGUAAGAUCAUCUUCUUCUCCACCCAUAACCCAAAUGGCCACCAAAUCAUCAGCCCAGUCUCCCCUCGAGAAAACCAGCUUGGCUUCUCUCGACCAGAAGCUUGUCAUGGCCAAACGUUACGCUCAUGAGGGAGUAAAAGCAGGAGCCAAGGCAGCUGUUGUUGCGGGAAUCGCUACAGCCAUCCCGACCUUGGCGAGUGCAAGGAUGCUGCCAUGGGCAAGGGCCAACCUCAACCACACUGCUCAAGCACUCAUCAUCUCCACAGUGGCUGGGGCUGCUUACUUCAUAGUUGCUGACAAGACAGUUUUGGCAACAGCAAGGAGGAACUCCUUCAACCAACAACCCUCUAACUUUGAAGCAUGAAGAAAUUAGAAUCGUAACAUGAAGUUACCUCAGUUGUAUGUAUCUAUAUGAUGGUACCAUCAGUCACUAUCUAUCUCUAUCUAUAUCUAUAUAUACAUAUACAUAUAUAUAUAUAUAAAUAUAAAUAAGUAGUGAAUUGAUGAUGGGAACUUCCUUGGAUUUUGUUUAAGGAAGGGAAAGAUGUAUCCAACUCCUAUCCAGGACUUGGGAGCAGCUUUGUACUAUGCUAUCAGAGCAAUCAAAAAUGAAAUGCAACACAUGUUUCCUUUCAUUCCAAUGUAAACAAGAGAUCAUUCUUACCAUAA
This is a messenger RNA of Punica granatum (pomegranate), 752 nucleotides long. The record is from RefSeq and is a predicted model, not a curated record. NCBI's taxonomy places the organism in Eukaryota, Viridiplantae, Streptophyta, Magnoliopsida, Myrtales, Lythraceae.